GAGGCUCGGGGCGCACCUCCCCAGCUUCCUCCGAGUUGAGUACGGGAAGAGCCGGAAAAGCGGCGGCCGACGGAACGGAGAGCAGCACCGUCGGCAGGUGGGACGCUGCGCCUGGAGACGCCCGCGGGGGGAGGGAGAGCGGAGCCCCGCGAGCGAGCGGCGAGUGCGGGGAGGAGAGAACGCAGCGGGGUCCGGAGCGCACACGCCCGCGGAGGCAGGAAGGGAGCGAGCCUCCGCGGAGGUCGAGGAGGUGCUGCUGCCGGGACAGGAUGCCCUUCGCCAGGGGCAACUCCAGCGGGGACAACGCCACCGGGGAAGGCGCGGGUCCGCCGAGGGACGGGCGCGACGAGGAGCUGGCCAAGGUGGAGAUCGCGGUGCUCGCCGUGACCUUCGUGGUGGCGGUGCUGGGGAACAGCAGCGUGUUGCUGGCGCUGCACCGCACGCCUCGCAAGACGUCCCGCAUGCACCUCUUCAUUCGCCACCUCAGCCUGGCGGACCUGGCCGUGGCUUUCUUCCAGGUGCUGCCGCAGCUGUGCUGGGACAUCACCUACCGGUUCCGGGGACCCGACGGGCUGUGCCGCGUGGUGAAGCACCUGCAGGUGUUCGCCAUGUUCGUGUCGGCGUACAUGCUGGUGGUCAUGACCGCGGACCGCUACAUCGCCGUGUGCCACCCGCUGAAGACGCUGCAGCAGCCCGCGCGCCGCUCGCGCCUCAUGAUCGCCGCCGCCUGGGCGCUGAGCUUCGUGCUGAGCGCGCCGCAGUACUUCGUCUUCUCGGUGGUCGAGGUGGACAACGUCACCAAGGCCUGCGACUGCUGGGCCACCUUCAUCCAGCCCUGGGGCCCCCGCGCCUACGUCACCUGGAUGACGGGCGGCAUCUUCGUGGCGCCGGUGGUCAUCCUGGGCACCUGUUACGGCUUCAUCUGCUACCACAUCUGGCGCAACGUCCGCGGGAAGACGGUGCCCCGCGAGGGCAAGGGUGCCGAGGGCACCGGCGGCGGCGCCUUCCACAACGGGCUCCUGCUCGAGCCCUGCGUCAGCAGCGUGAAGACCAUUUCCCGCGCCAAGAUCCGCACCGUGAAGAUGACUUUCGUGAUCGUGACGGCCUACAUCGUUUGCUGGACGCCCUUCUUCGUCGUCCAGAUGUGGUCCGUCUGGGAUGAGAAACUCCCCUGGGUCGAAUCGGAAAACCCGGCCAUCACCAUCACUGCAUUGCUGGCUUCCCUGAAUAGUUGCUGCAACCCCUGGAUAUACAUGUUUUUUAGUGGCCAUCUCCUGCAAGACUGUGUCCAAAGCUUCCUGUGUUGCGACAACAUGAAGCAAGCAUUCAACAAAGAAGAUUCUGACAGUAUGAGCAGAAGACAGACUUCUUACACUAUCAACCGGAGCCCGACAAACAGUAUGGGUACUUGGAAGGACUCACCUAAAUCUUCCAAGUUCAUCAAAUUUAUUCCUGUUUCAACCUGAGCCCCUCAUUCAUGCAACUGACUCUUGGGACAGACUUUCUUGCCCAUUGGCUGAAUCCAGCUCAUAAUCUUGAGAACAAACGAACUACAUCAGAUAAGCAUAUGUCAAUUUGUUGGGUAUAAGACUGUGUUUCUGGUUGCAUUUUCAUAUUGCUAUGACCAAAUGCUAUGAAUUGGUUUAUACAGAAUGACAAUAAAAACAUGCUACACUAAAAUGUUCAGGCCUAAUUCCCAGAAAUAUAACAAGUUCCUAAAGGAAAUAUAACAGACAUUUCUAAAGGAAAAAUCUUAACCAUCCUGACUUUAUAUUUUGUUGUUGGUUUCUUCUCUUUUUAUUUCUGAUAUAACUAAGGUUUGACCGGUUUAGAAGUCAUAUAAUGUAGGGGCCUUAUUUCUGAACAAAGUGAGCUCACCAUCCAUCAGCGUUAGAGUCCGAAACGAAUUAGAAAAGACUUCAAAGGGGCGUGUCUGGUUCAGAGUGGAAAGAAGAAAGUUUUAUUAGAAGCUAUAAAUCACCCAAAAUUCCAAAACAGGAAGUUUAGAACUGGCAGUUCCCUCCUCUAGGUUCCUCAUGCUUUGUUGGUUGUGAAAUGCCAAUGGACUAAGAUGCUGAAGGUUAGAAAAAUGUGUCAACUCGCUGAUAAUACUUUUCUUCUCCUGCAAGGUCGUUCUAAAGUCACAUUUGUAUCAGGAAUACUCAGUUUUAUUAGAGAAGUAGAAGUGGAUUGCCCAAGGUACUAUGCAGACUUUCUCUAGAACAGUGUAAACAUGUUUUGACCCGUGUCCAACUAUCACACUGCUCUUGGACAAUAGCCCUUAACAAAACGGUUUGCUGGAUAUUAACAUGACCAUGACUUUAUGGUUGGGGAGUCCAGAUUCAUAGAUAAGAAAGCCUGCUAAAGAGGGACUCGGGAUAUAUAAUGUCCCCAAGCAUUUCAUUAGAAAUAACUUGGUCUUUCCUUCCCAUCUCCUACCCUUUCAACAGUGUGGGUAGAAGAAAAGCAGGGUUUCUACCAGGAUGCCGAGGGAGAUGGAAAAAAAACUGCUCUGCACCCCCUCUGGUUUUCUUCAUUAUUAAAUGCAUGGAUUUAGGCAAAUUAUUUCAAAAGACAUAAAGCCUCUAUGUCCUUGGCUGUACAAUGGAGUUGAUAGCACUCUCCUCACAGGGUCAUUGUGAGGACUAAAUGAAAUUAAGUGUGUGAAAGAUCUUCGUAAAUACACUGCCAAGUGCUAUACAAAUGCUAGAGGUUGUUUUAUUAUAGUCCUGGGGCCUUGAGAAUGGCUCAGCCUUUUUUCUGUUUACUUUUCAUUAACCAGAAUUUGUUGGUUUCAUGUCUGGGAUAUAAAAUCCUAAAACUUAAAUAUAGCUUCGCUGAUUCAUUGGGAAGCACUGCCAGGGCCGCUGAGCCUGACUUCGGCCUGUUUCCCACUUUAAAGACAGAACUUGCUUUGCUUUGAAUGCAGGUAAAUCAAAGCCAGCCGAGCAUCCGUUUCUCUCAUUCCCAAACAGAGAUAAAUCACAACACUAUUUGGCUGUUGUUACUGCAUUUUGUUAUUAAAGGAACUCAGUGGGUUUGUUCUGCUAUUUUGUCUGGCUCCUUUUCCUUCUUAGAGACCAUGCAAUAAUUUGUGGAUACAUCAUGAAUAUUUUGCAUCUCUUAAAGGAAGAAAUAGUUAUUUUAAUAGUAUUGUUGGUGGUUUUUUUAUUUUUAUUUUUUAAAAAUAACUCUGUAGAUAAGAAACUGAGGACUGGAUUGCACUGUGAGAACCUUAAACCAACAACUUCACUCCUCUUCAUUCUCUUGCCUCUCCAAAUUGUCAGGCCUUUUACUCCCUGGAUUGAUAUGCCUUAAAAAAAUGUUAGCAAAUGUUUUAUGGACAUUAAGCCCUUAGGUCUUACAAGUAUACUUUUCAAAAAUAAAAAAUAUGUUUCUUAAAGGGUACUCUCCAAUAUGAGGUAUCAAUUAAAUGAAUCAAUUCUUUAUUAGUUGAGGCAUGGCAGCAUCUCAGUCACCCUGCCUUCUGUAACAUUGUCAGCUUUUUGACAACUUCUCUUUGAUAGUUCGAAAACUAAAUCAAAGAGAUUUUUUGGGGGUUGAAAAAAAGAUGAAUCCACUUCUUUUCUAAAUCUAGUUGCAAAAUAAUAACCUCAUGCUUCUUGUAUAGAUUGCCAAACGUAAAACAAUUCAGUUUCAAUCUUACUUCUGGGAACAUCUAUCAAAUCAGGCGCAUAUCAACCUACUCCGCUCUGUUUUCUCCUUUUAAAUGCAUCAGGAGACGAGAUACAGAACAAAGGCUGGGGAGACCCCAGAAGAUCCAGUGCUAGUUCUGCACUAAGCAAGUAUAUGGUCUUAUUCUCUGUGGGUUAGGCUUGUAGUUAAGAAUAAAUGUGUUGUACCACUUUCUUUUAUUUUGCAGAGUUAUCUGUUGGGAGGUCCUGCAAGUACACCAUAGUAAUGUAUCUAUGUGGAAGUGGAGAAGUGAUUGAUAGAUAAUCACCUGCAGGGAGAAACUGGUGGUAUUGUCCCCUGGGUAUUUGAUAAAUAUUAGUUGAUGAUGAAAAAAAUAACAUUUUAAAAUAUAUAAUGUACUUAAUGGAUUAAUUUUUGGACAUGUAUUUUCAAAGUAUAAAACUACUCAGCUUUUAUACUAAAAUAUCACUUGGAACAUAACUGUGAAAAAAAUAAGUGAAAUUCCAUGGUUAAUUAUAUACUUGUCAUACAUACAGAAUUUCUAUCAUCAUCAAAGCAGUCUUCAACCAUGAUUGAAGGAAGGGUGUGGUUUUUAAAGAGAAAAAGAAAAAUCAAGUAAUCCUAAUAACAUGCAGUACCCUCCUAAACAUAUUAUAGUUCCUAGAAUGGACAAACCAUUGAUAAUUUAAAAACACAACUUAAAUCUAUUAUAGCACAAGUAAAGCAAUCCAAUUAUAUUAAAUUUUUAUAAACUUUAGAUUCUAAAACAUACAUUUUUUUGUAAUGUCAUUGGACACUCAGAGCUUUAAAUUAUAGCUUCAGCGCUUUCUCUACCACGAAAGCAUAAUUAGGAGCUAUCUAGGGAGACAUUGAGCCUAGCCUCCACCCCGGAUAUUUAGUCCCCUUUCCAUCCCCAUAAACUGGGCCGUAAUGGAUUUUCAUUCUGGAGGCAGCAGCUCUAUUUAAAGUAAGCCUAGGCAGGGCAGCUGGGAUGCGAGUCCAGGGGUUGCAGAAGCAGCCAUUCCCCACUUCCUCUUUCUCCUUCCCUGUGGCCCUUUUAGCACACUUAGUGUCAUUAGCAACACUUGGAAUCAUGAGUAACACAGAACAAUAAAUAUUAGAGAAUAAUUCUUUAUUCAAAUUUGAGCAAAAAUGUAAGAGCUAUUCAUAAGAAGAAUUAUCUUCUCAAGGCAACCGAAAUGGGGCUGCAUCACACAAAUUGUGUGAUUUCAUUGCAUACCUAAGCAUUUGAAAAAUAUAGUUCUAAGUCAAUUUUUAGAUAGAGUAAUUUAUCAUGAAUAAAGAUAUAUUUUACCUAUAGUAUGUCAUAUCAAAAAAUAUAUAUUAUGGCUAAAAAUUAAAUGCCACUAUUUACUUUUUUAUUUUAUAUAAUAUAAACUCACAUCACACCUUUUUACAUUGAUUUAUAUUCUAAAUAAAAACAAAGUGUCACAGAGCGAGUUAAAUAUUUUAGUGUCCCAGGGUCAAAGUGGGAAAUACAGAAAAGAAACUCUAAGAAUAAAUCUGAUAGUAAUGUCAGAGUAAUUAUUAAUAUGAAAUAAUUAGCACUUCCACACAUAAAGGUAGUUAUAUUUAUAUCAAGGGAUUUAUGACAUAUUCUAUGAUGUAUUAGCUCCUCAUUAUGACAAAGGUAUUAAGAAUGAAUGUUGUUCAGAUGUCCUGUAUCCCCUAGCUUAUUAUGCCAUACAGAUGAAUGUGAAUGUGUGUUCUUGGGGAAACUGUAUGAUUCUGGUUUUGAUGGGUGUUGAAAUGUUUUGUAAUUGUACCUAAUAUUUGUUCUUUUACUGAAAAAAAUGUCUUGUGGCAUUAUAUUGACAUAAGUGGUGAAUUUAUUUCUUAAUUUUACUGUGUAUUGGCUUGAUCCUAUAAAUAAAAAUAAAUCUCAAA
Messenger RNA from Eptesicus fuscus (big brown bat), 5565 nucleotides. It is a transcript of the gene AVPR1A, whose product is annotated as arginine vasopressin receptor 1A. Lineage: Eukaryota; Metazoa; Chordata; Mammalia; Chiroptera; Vespertilionidae. Gene Ontology annotation, cellular component: membrane. The transcript is spliced from 2 exons. Gene Ontology annotation, molecular function: vasopressin receptor activity; peptide binding. The record is from RefSeq and is a predicted model, not a curated record. Gene Ontology annotation, biological process: positive regulation of vasoconstriction; regulation of systemic arterial blood pressure by vasopressin; G protein-coupled receptor signaling pathway. The coding region runs from base 270 to 1466 and encodes 398 amino acids.